GUGCAGUGCAGUCCCGUCGCAAAUUCGCAAAGUCGUAGUCAGGCCUCGUUCCUCCUCCUGCUUCUUCUUCUUCUUCCUCCCCGAACCCAACCCCAACACGACCUCAGGUCACCACCACCACCACCCGAGAGACCUCGCCCAACAUGCUCACCCGCUUCAUCACCGACGUAUCAACGCGCUUCAACCCUUUCUCGGCCAAGGCCAAGGCCGCCCGGCUCUUCCUCUCCUUCCUCCCUCCCAACGCCCGCUCCAAUGGCAUGAACAUCACCACCCAGCUUCUGCCGCGGAAUUCCACCGAGACUCCUUUGCUCUAUGUCAAGUUCAAGGACGGCAAGGAAAUGAACCUCGACGUUGAGAACAUGGGCAUCAAAAGCAUUGUCGAGGAGGUGGAUCGCCACUCUCGUAUCCUUCAGAAGCAGGCCGACUUGAACGACGGUUAAACGAAUCUCUGUCUUGUUUUUUUUUUUCCAAAACCCAACAAUUUCGAGGCGCCCUUGUUGUGUUGAUCCACCAAUC
Molecule: messenger RNA, 516 nt
Organism: Neurospora hispaniola
Lineage: Eukaryota; Fungi; Ascomycota; Sordariomycetes; Sordariales; Sordariaceae
Product: putative ribosomal protein YmL44, mitochondrial
Exons: 2
Coding region: 144-440 (98 amino acids)
Cellular component (GO): mitochondrial large ribosomal subunit
Molecular function (GO): structural constituent of ribosome
Source: RefSeq, a predicted model, not a curated record